AUGACUGCUCAGCCUAACUCAACGACUGGGGACGGCAAGUUCGCCGAUAUGGAAAAGGACACGGUCGAUGUCCAUGCGAAGCAACAUAUGACAACCGACUAUGGCAUCAAGAUCUCAGACCCAGACCAUUGGUUGCGGACAGUGAGCGACAAGAACACGGGUCCAUCGCUUUUGGAAGAUCAGAUUGCUCGUGAAAAGAUUAUGCGAUUUGAUCAUGAGCGCAUCCCCGAACGAGUUGUCCAUGCCCGUGGAACGGGUGCAUUCGGUCAUUUUAAGCUGUUCGAGAGUGCUGAAGACGUCACAUCAGCCGGUGUGUUGACAGACACCAGCCGCACCACACCUCUCUUCUUGCGUUUUUCGACAGUGCAGGGUAGCAAAGGUAGUGCGGAUACUGUUCGCGAUGUACGCGGAUUUGCUAUCAAGAUGUAUACUUCUGAGGGAAAUUGGGAUAUCGUUGGAAACAACAUCCCUGUCUUCUUCAUUCAGGAUGCGAUCAAGUUCCCUGAUUUCGUGCACUCUGUUAAACCUGAGCCGCAUAACGAGGUUCCUCAGGGCCAGAGUGCUCAUAAUAAUUUCUGGGAUUUUGUUUAUAUGCAUUCAGAGUCGACUCACAUGAACUAUUGGCAAAUGUCUGACCGAGCUAUCCCCCGCUCAUACCGAAUGAUGCAAGGAUUUGGUGUGAACACCUACUCCCUGGUCAACAAGGAGGGAAAGCGUCACUUUGUCAAAUUCAUUUUCACCCCCGAGCUUGGAGUUCACUCCUUUGUCUGGGACGAGGCUCUGAAGAUCUGUGGCCAGGACCCAGAUUUCCACCGCAAGGAUCUUAUGUCCGCUAUUGACGCCGGCCAGUUCCCCAAGUGGAAGUUCGGUCUGCAGCUUAUCCCGGAAGAGAAGCUAGAUGAUUUCGAAUUCGAUCCCCUCGAUGCGACAAAGGUCUGGCCCGAAGAGUUGGUUCCAAUCCGGUACAUCGGUGAGCUAGAGCUCAACCGCAAUGUCGACGAAUUCUUCCCCCAAACCGAGCAAGCAGCCUUCUGCACCAGCCACAUCGUGCCCGGUAUCGAUUUCUCCAACGACCCCCUUCUGCAGGGCCGGAAUUUCUCGUACUUCGAUACUCAACUCUCCCGGCUCGGCGCAAACUGGCAGGAACUGCCCGUCAACCGUCCUGUCUGCCCAUACAUGAGUCUUGUUAACCGCGAUGGCGCUCAACGACACCGCAUCACCAAGGGAACGGUCAACUACUGGCCAAACCGCUUCGAGGCUAACCCACCUGCGUCGCAAGCUGAGGGCGGAUUCACCAGUUACCCCGAGAAGCAAAGUGGCAUCAAGGCCCGUGCUCUCUCCGAGAAAUUCAAGGAGCACUACAACCAAGCUCAGACAUUCUACAACUCUCUCUCGGAAAUUGAGAAGAUGCAUCUCGCAAAGGCCUUCUCUUUUGAGCUGGACCACUGCGACGAUCCACUCGUUUACGAGCGUAUGACUGAGCGUAUUGGAGCUGUCAGCCUUGAGCUUGCUCAACAGGUUGCUCAGAACGUCGGCGGAAAGUCACCCGAGAAGCUUUUGAGGCCGAACCAUGGCCAGAAGGCUAAGGGCCUCAGUCAGUUGGAGUACAUGCCCGAGAAGCCUAUUAUCGCUACACGUCGCAUCGCUAUCCUGAUCGCUGAUGGAUUCGACCACUCAUCCUACAUUGCCAUGAAGAAGGCUUUGGAGGCGCAGAAUGCUUUCGUCUUCACGAUCGGUGCCCAGCGCAAGGGCGUCGUCGCUGAGUCCGGAGAGACGGUGGUCCCAGAUCACUUCUUCAACGGUAUGCGAUCCACUCUCUUCGACGCAACCUUCGUGCCCGGUGGAAAGCAUGUCACUGCUUUGGCAAAGAACGGUGUUGCCAAGUUCUGGAUCACCGAGUCAUUUGCCCAUCUUAAGCCUAUUUCCGGCGUCAAUGAGGCGGUCUCUUUCAUCGCGAAGCAGAUUGAUAUGGAGGAGGUGAAGGUUGCCAAGCCUGGUUCCUCUGUUGCUGAAUCCUAUGGUGUAGUGACCGGCCAUGGCGAUGCAGAUGCACUGCUCAAUGUUAAGGAUGUCGGUCCUGAGUCUAAGGGCCUUGCCGAGCAAUUCAUCUGGCAUGUCUCGCGUCACCGUAACUGGCAGCGUGAGCUGGAUGGACUUGCUGACCAAGUUGCCGCUUAA
Messenger RNA from Penicillium pulvis, 2178 nucleotides. RefSeq names its product catalase catA (gene catA). Gene Ontology annotation, biological process: response to oxidative stress; hydrogen peroxide catabolic process. Gene Ontology annotation, cellular component: cytosol. Lineage: Eukaryota; Fungi; Ascomycota; Eurotiomycetes; Eurotiales; Aspergillaceae. Gene Ontology annotation, molecular function: catalase activity; heme binding. The transcript is spliced from 3 exons. The record is from RefSeq and is a predicted model, not a curated record. Bases 1 to 2178 code for a protein of 725 amino acids.